UCAAUGCCUUUAAGGCAGAGCCAGCUCCCGGGAGAAGACUCAACUGCAGCUGAGCGAGCAGAGAAAAUCCUACCAGUGAACUUGGGCUCCAGGAACUAGCCACUGGUGAACAUAGUGGCCAUUCGAGUAUCCAACCACACAAAAAGAGGAACUCUGCCCUCUUCUUGUCAUUCUGAAAUACUGUGAAACCGGAGUCAAUUCUCCAUCACCUACAGGAAGCCGGGGACUUCCUACUUGGUCAGGACCUUGAACCUUGAAUUCAUAAAAUCUCUUGAGAGCCCCAGGGACAAAGACUUCGUGGACAAAAGCCCUUGGAGCUAGAGACACUCCCAACCCCAGCCUGUGCUUUCCUCUGGAUCCUCCUCACAACUCUCACAGGAGGUCCAAAGAGUCACCUGUACACCUACAGGUACCAUGGGAGGGGCAGGCUGAGCCCAGCCCCAUGCCCUCAGUGUCCUCAUCCAUGAAAUGAUGGGGUCAGGCUACAGGAUCUCACUAUGGCAGCACUAUUGAUGUCUGGGAUAGAAUAAUUUUGCACUAUAGGACAUCCUUGGCCCUGCCUGCCAACUGACAGCAGCCUUCCCCAGUCUUUGUGACAGCAAUGACAAAAACAUGCCUACAUGUUUUCAAAUGCCUGCUGGGCACUGUCGCCCCUGGCUGACAAUCUUUUUAGACUCAAAGUCAUGAAAGUCUGUUCAUAAGUUUUUGACGCUCAGCCAGGAUUAUUUUCCUUCCAGAGUCUUUGUGUGGACUCCACGAUGUGAGGCCAUCACAGGGUGAUAGAGGCAGGAAGCCUGAGUGGUUUCUGGACUGAGUGUGAGAAUGACACAUACUUGCAUUUGAGCUCCAGAAUUCAUUCUCAUCAGAUGUGUGUCCUCGAGCAUGUUUCCUAACCACUCUGAAUCUCUGUGUCAUCACCUCUAUCAUGGGAACUAUAACGAUGCCUCCUCAAGGGCUGUCUAACCUUAGUGGGAUGCCCAGCCCAUGGGAGGUGCUUAGGAAGUGUUGGUUAUGAGCAGUGUGGUAGGGUCUCCUUAGUCUGGCUUUCCAUCUACUGAACUUUUCCUUUACAAUGCUCAUUGCUGAAGUAAUUGAAUUAAUGAUUUAUGUACUCAUUUGUUUAUUUCCACCACCCCCAUUAGACUCUAGGUUCCUAGAAAGCAGAGGAGACCUGGGGGUUCCUAGCUCUUCAUUUCAUCUCCAAGGCAUGGCACACUGUAGGCACUCAAUAAACAUUUGUCAAGUUGAAGAAAUGUAACCUCUGCCUUGUCUUUGUUGUCCAAAGCCCACUGCCUUUAAUAGGAGAAGCCAAAAUGGAGAUUUCACCUACCACAGAAGACUACAGCACGGCCACAGAAUAUGACUAUGGGGACACAACCCCAUGCCAGAAGGAGACAGAGAGGGCCUUUGGGGCCCAGUUGCUGCCCCCUCUGUAUUCCCUAGUAUUUAUCAUUGGCCUGGUCGGCAAUGUCCUUGUGGUCUUGGUCCUCAUGCAAUACAAAAGGCUCAGAAGCAUGACCAGCAUCUACCUCCUCAACCUGGCCAUCUCUGACCUGCUCUUCCUCUUCACGCUGCCUUUCUGGAUCAACUACAAGUUGAAGGAUGACUGGGUUUUUGGUGAUGGCAUGUGUAAGCUUCUCUCUGGGAUUUAUUACGUGGGUUUGUACAGUGAGAUCUUUUUCAUCAUCCUGCUGACCAUUGACAGGUACCUGGCCAUCGUCCACGCUGUGUCAGCCUUGCAGGCUCGGACUGUCACCUUUGGUAUCAUCACCAGCAUCUUCACCUGGGUCCUGGCCAUCUUGGCUUCUAUCCCCGGCUGGUACUUUUCCAAGACCCAGCGGGAGAUCAAGCAUCACACCUGCAGCAUUCAUUUCCCUCCCGAAAGCCUAAGAAAUUGGAAAAUAUUUCAGGCUCUAAAACUGAACCUCUUGGGGCUGGUUUUGCCUCUGUUAGUCAUGAUCUUCUGCUACACAGGCAUCAUAAAGAUUCUGCUCAGACGACCAAAUGAGAAGAAGUCCAAAGCCGUCCGUCUGAUUUUCGUCAUCAUGCUCAUCUUCUUCCUCUUUUGGACCCCUUACAAUCUGACUAUACUUGUUUCUGUCUUCCAAGACUCCCUGUUCACCCAUCAGUGUCAGCAGAGCAAACACCUGGACAUGGCCGUCCAGGUGACAGAGGUGAUCGCCUACACACACUGCUGCGUUAACCCGGUGAUCUACGCCUUCGUUGGGGAAAGGUUCCGGAAGUACCUGUGCCAGCUGUUCCACAGGCACGUGGCUGUGCACUUGGCUAAAUGGCUCCCCUUCCUCUCCACAGACAGGCUGGAGAGGGCCAGCUCCAUGUCUCCUUCCACAGCGGAGCAUGAGCUCUCUGCUGGGUUCUGACUCAGACCACAGGUGGCUGAUCUGGGACCCAGCAGGAAUGACCUGCCAGGCAGACCUGGAGAGGAAGCAGCUUGGCCCUCCCAGCUGGAUUCUCACACCAGGCACUGCAUGGAAUCACAGCCACUCAGGGUUGAGAGGGAGCUUAAAGGUGGCUUAGACGAAAUCGCUUCCAGGGCCCGGUCUUUUCCAUUAACUUCUCCCUAGUGGCAAAAAGACGAAUGGGACAAAGGGUGCCAGCAAAAGACUUGGGCCUAAGCAGGAUUUCAAAUUUGUGAGCAUUAACUUUUGUCAACAAAGCCACUGCAGCUCCCAUUCCCACCCGACCCUCACCAUCCAUGCACUUGGAAAUAAUGAGCUCCUCCGUGACUCUGCCCUGAGCAUGGGAGCCAGCCAGUAGCCAGCAGCUCCUCCCUCACUGCCCCCACCCCCCCCAGCAGGGUUUAGGCUCUUGGGAACCCUGGGGACCACAGGACUCACAAUGGAACAACUUGAGAAUAGGGAUGAGGAACUAUCUUUGACAGUGGAAUUGAGAAUACCCUUCGAGAGAAAUUUUUAUAUUCACUAAAAUCAAAUAAUUCAAGCAGUGGGCUAAACUCAGUCCAUAGGAAUAACAUGUUGUACUUCUUGAAAUUGCCAUAAAGGGAAGGAACUCAUAAUUUCCAUUUAUCACUUCUUUCCUUCUGAAUUUUUUCAGUAUCUCUCCCCUGCUAGUCAGGGUAGGUCAAUUCUGUUGGCUUUAUUGUAGAAAUUAAAAACAGGCAAAAGGAAAUGGGGUUGAGCUUCUUUCUUUUGGCUUCAUCCACAUCUCUGGUUUUAUGGAUCAGAGAGUUCUGACUGCCACCUUGGAUCUAUUAGCAAAGAAUAAUCUGCUCUGUGAGAUGGCAGUGUUUGGAGCUCCAAGGGAGAAAAGUGGCCACCAGAAAGACACCUGACCUUGCAGGGUCAGGGGCGGGGGGGACUCUCCAUCUUAAUGUGGGAGAUGGAGAGGGUCCUUAACUCCAAGUAGUUUAUUUAUCCAAAACGUCUUUAAAAACCUCAUCUCUAACCAAGAACCCCUAUUUAUGUCUUUGUUCCCUUUUCUUUCCCGAGACAUAUAUUUGCUUAAGAACAAUUUCCUUGAUAACAAAAAUUAUUUCUAAAAAAACCGCAAAACCACCAAGAAAAGACCAAAGAACAAAAUCAUCCACAAUGCCACAAUCCAGAGACAACUGGUGAGCAUGUCUCGAUGUUUCUUCCUGUUCAUAUUUAUGAUUAUAACUAGAUAGACUUCAAUUGUACUCCCUGUUGUGUCAUUUUUAAUUAAAGGUACGUUGUGAUCAUUUUCUUACGUCAAUAAAUCAUUUCAAAAUGUUUUUGGUGGCUUGACUGAAGCCUACGGCAGAGGUACCCACUAAUUUGCUCCCCCCAUUUCCUUAUUGCUCACACAAAUGAAUUCAAUCCAGCAAUGAGGCUCUGUUUACAGCAAGCUCUUGAGCCCUGGGUCAUCGAUGUGUGAGGAAUGUCUGUCCCUGGCAAGCACUUAGCUCAGGGAGGCCAGCUGGGCCCAGGUGGAUGGGAGGCGCCACCAUGGAGCUCACAGCGCUAGGGCAGCCAAGGGGAGGAAGGAAUCCAUCAAUCAGAAAGCACUCUAGGCCAAUAGUGUCCCUCUUUAUGACACCACUGGGCUGACCUCUCUCCUUUUUGACACCAGAGUUGUACUCAUACCAAGCCACCCUCCUCUUCCAGGUAGGGACUGACUGCAUUCAGAGGUCAUCUUUGUACAAAGAAGCUGGUACCAUGAUGGUCCAGAAAACUUUUGUCUGGUGAGGAGGAUGUCACAUUGCUUUGGUCUUACAACUCCAUGUAGAAAAUGUGGACAAAUAUAGUUGAGGGGGAUGUCAGCUCUCUUUGCCAUGCACAAAGGAGGACGAGGCUUAACUGAAUUAAGAAAUAUUUGUCUAUU
Messenger RNA from Nycticebus coucang (slow loris), 4323 nucleotides. It is a transcript of the gene CCR1, whose product is annotated as C-C motif chemokine receptor 1. Gene Ontology annotation, biological process: positive regulation of monocyte chemotaxis; chemotaxis; inflammatory response. Gene Ontology annotation, molecular function: chemokine (C-C motif) ligand 7 binding; chemokine (C-C motif) ligand 5 binding; C-C chemokine receptor activity. The transcript is spliced from 2 exons. Gene Ontology annotation, cellular component: cytoplasm; membrane. Lineage: Eukaryota; Metazoa; Chordata; Mammalia; Primates; Lorisidae. The record is from RefSeq and is a predicted model, not a curated record. The coding region runs from base 1314 to 2381 and encodes 355 amino acids.